Messenger RNA from Oncorhynchus keta (chum salmon), 4163 nucleotides. RefSeq names its product BR serine/threonine kinase 1b (gene brsk1b). The record is from RefSeq and is a predicted model, not a curated record. Lineage: Eukaryota; Metazoa; Chordata; Actinopteri; Salmoniformes; Salmonidae. Gene Ontology annotation, molecular function: tau-protein kinase activity; protein serine/threonine kinase activity; ATP binding. Gene Ontology annotation, biological process: microtubule cytoskeleton organization; intracellular signal transduction; protein phosphorylation. Gene Ontology annotation, cellular component: cytoplasm.
AAGAAGAGGGGAGAGAGAGAAAAAAAUAACGUUUUUUUUUUGCGGCCAGAAGGGAGGCUAUCCCGUGAUGGAUUGUGGAUGCAAAGAACUUCGACAGACAAGCAGAUAUUUUUCGAAUCGCUUCUGAAGCUGCAUCUUUCUGCACAAGGACGCCGGUGAAGGAUGAUUCUUGGAACCAGCGGCGACAGGAGCGCGAGCGGGGAUGGUGUGAUAUGUCCAUAGACGGCGAGGGAGGGAGGGGAGAGUGCACGGGAAAGAAAGAGGGAGGGAGGAGAGUACUACGCCAGCUAAAUAUGCUUUUUUUUUUUUUUUGUAGAAACACGAUGUAUUACAACCAUCCAAUCGAGCGUUUCACAUAAAUAGAGAAAACGAUUAUUUAUCGAAAGAAAAAUAACAUUUUGGUCCGAACAGAAACGCAAAGUGAAAUUGUUGACAGACGUUGACUGGGGGAAUACAGAUUGAGAGAAGUCUAGGCUAGUCCGAACGGGUGCGGAUAGCAGGGUGGCUGUUUUGACGCUCUGUUACCCACUAUUUCCUGAUACCAGGCCCUGGGAUAAUCCGAAGAGUGCACCGGAUAUUGGGAAAACCACCCCUCUGAGGCUAUAACGGAAAAUUACUAUUCAUAUUGACUGAAGGACGGAGCAGAGAUAGUCUACAUACCAAAAUGAGACAAAAAGAGGUGGAGGAAGAUACAAAUAUGUUACGAUGAUAAGAUUCUUUACAAAUGUCGUUAUUAUGUUAUUAUAAGGAUCACUUAUGACAGCAUCGGGUGUAGGCUAUGAGGUGCAGAAUUGUGUGCAAUCUAGCCGUUAAAUUGAGCUUAUCUGAUGAAGUAGUUUUUGAUAGGCUAUUCCAGCUGCUUACAUCUAUCUGUCUAUACCAAUAUGAACAAUAGGACACAUUUAUUACGUCUAUUGUUAAUAAUAAUUGUAAUUCAUAAUAACUUCCGUUAUUUUGGACUUCUCAAAUAUGCACCUGUCAAAAUCUCCGUACGAGUUUCCCUCUUCCACUUUCUAACGUCCCCUUGUUUCAUUCCUGUUUAGUCAAUUCACGGUCGUUGAUAAUAAACUGAGUUUACCGAAUUUAUAUGACGGAAAAUGUAUGCAAUAGCCGCAUAGAAAAUGGCAAGUGCACGGGAGUAGCCCUGCCGAGACUAUAGGCCACGAUAUUGUCAUCACGACUACAACCGCUCUCUCCAUUCCUCCCUGUGACAACAUCGCUAGGCGUCUGUAAUGUUAUUACCGCGGAGCCGUUCUGCCGCCAGGACCGACAGCUAUACAUUCCUCCUGAAAAAAACUGCGAGUUGAUCUCCUUAUCAUCAUAUCAUUUCGCUUUCAACGCACGGACAUCAUGACAAGCAAGGAGCUGUCCGUAGGCCAGUCGGCCCAAUACGUCGGGCCUUACCGGUUGGAGAAAACCCUUGGGAAGGGGCAGACGGGUUUGGUGAAGCUGGGAGUCCACUGUAUCACGGGACAGAAGGUGGCCAUAAAGAUUGUGAACCGAGAGAAGCUGUCCGAGUCUGUCCUCAUGAAGGUGGAGAGGGAGAUAGCUAUACUAAAACUAAUAGAGCACCCUCAUGUGCUGAAGCUGCAUGACGUUUAUGAGAAUAACAAAUACCUGUAUCUGGUGUUGGAGCAUGUCUCAGGAGGAGAGUUAUUUGACUACCUGGUGAAGAAGGGCAGACUGACGCCUAAAGAGGCCAGGAAGUUCUUCAGACAGAUCAUCUCAGCGCUGGACUUCUGCCACAGCCACUCUAUAUGUCAUAGAGACCUGAAGCCUGAGAACCUGCUCCUGGAUGAGAAGAACAACAUCCGCAUCGCUGACUUCGGCAUGGCUUCCCUACAGGUGGGAGACAGCCUGCUAGAGACCAGCUGUGGAUCUCCUCACUACGCGUGUCCAGAAGUUAUCAGAGGGGAGAAGUAUGACGGUCGCAGGGCAGAUGUGUGGAGCUGCGGAGUCAUCCUCUUUGCACUGCUGGUGGGAGCUCUACCCUUUGACCAUGACAACCUGCGCCAGCUCCUUGAGAAGGUGAAGAGUGGGGUGUUCCACAUGCCCCACUUCAUCCCCCCAGACUGCCAGGCCCUGCUCAAAGGAAUGAUCCAGGUCAACCCUGACAAGAGACUCACGCUAGAAGCCAUACAAAAACACUCCUGGUAUCUUGGUGGUCGUAACGAGCCGUGCCCGGAGCAGCCACCUCCCAGGCGUGUGUGUGUGAAGAGGAUCGUGUCUCUGACCGAGCUGGACCCCGAUGUGCUGGACAGCAUGCACUCGCUGGGCUGCUUCAGAGACCGGGGGAAACUGACCCAGGACCUGCAGUGUGAGGAAGACAACCAGGAGAAGAUGAUCUACUACCUCCUCUUGGACAGGAAAGAGCGUUACCCCAGCUGUGAGGAUGAAGACCUGCCGCCCAGGAACGAUAUAGAUCCCCCGAGGAAGCGGGUGGACUCUCCCAUGCUGACCCGUCAUGGCCGGUGCCGGCCGGAGAGGAAGAGCCUGGAGGUGCUGAGUGUGACGGAGCAGGGCUCCCCAACACCCACGCGCAGGGCGCUGGACACCUCCGCACACAGCCAGAGGUCUCGUUCAGUCAGUGGCGCUUCAACAGGGCUCUCGUCAAGUCCUCUCAGCAGUCCCAGGGUCACCCCUCAGGGGUCUCCACUCCCCACCCCCCUGGGCACCCCCAUCCACCACCCCCAGCACCCCCCGCCCACCCCUCCCUCCUCCUCCUCUUCCUCCUCCUCCUCGCGGGCAGAGGGAGGCGGCGGGGGCGGAUCCCUCUCCCUAACCCCGCCCUCCAGCCCCGGAGGCAGGGGGAUGGCCGCCAGUAGCUCCGCCCACUGGAGGACACGCCUCAACUCCUUCAAGAACAACCUGCUGGGUUCGCCACGCUUCCACCGACGCAAACUGCAGGUUCCAACACCGGAGGACAUGUCCAGUCUAACUCCAGAAUCAAGCCCAGAGCUGGCCAAGAAGUCGUGGUUUGGGAACUUCAUCAGCCUGGAAAAGGAGGAACAGAUAUUUGUUGUCAUUAGAGACAAACCGCUUAGUUCCAUCAAAGCUGAUAUAGUCCACGCCUUCUUGUCUAUCCCGUCUCUGAGUCACAGCGUUGUCUCCCAGACCAGCUUCAGAGCCGAGUAUAAGUCCUCCGGUGGCCCCUCCGUCUUCCAGAAGCCUGUUAAGUUCCAGGUGGACAUCGCCUUCUCUGAAGGAGAGAGGGAGAGAGAGAGGGAGCGUGCCGAGAGGGAAGGAAAGAGGGAAACUGGCAUCUACAGCGUGACGUUCACUCUCAUAUCAGGUCCAAGUCGCAGGUUCAAGAGAGUGGUGGAAACGAUUCAAGCCCAGCUACUUAGUACUCAUGAUCAGCCAUCUGUGCAGGCACUGGCUGAUGAGAAGAAUGGGCAGCUGACCUCGCGUCCGCCCGGCACCCCGACCCGGCAAAACUCCCGACGUUCGGAAGGAGGCGGGGACCGGGGCGAGAAGUGUGAGCGUGGUGACGCAGGGAUAGGGGGCAGCGGGAGCGUGCUUCAGAGGAAGGGCUCGGGCAAAGACAAGACCAGACUCCUUUCCUCCAACGGGACACAGUCUCAGCCCUGAGGGAACAUUGUGGAAACAGACAUCAACAGAACAAGAUAGGGCAGACCGUUAGAGAGGGAUGACAUUAGAGAACAACACAGACAAAACCCCCUCAGACUACCACUAACGCCAUCACCACUACCACCGUCACAUCUACCGAACCACCUGACCCAGCAAUCAUCAUCACAAACCACUGCUUCAACCUGAAACGGGCCCGGCGAGAUAGUUGGCCACCAAGAUAGAAGAAAGAAAAGAGAGGACGAGAGGAAAACGCUGUGUCACUCAUGGACUUGCUUCAGAAGAGAAGCCAAGAUCAGAAAAAUGAAUGUGUACAUGAGUGUACAUUUGAAGUACAACACAUCAUGCAACUGUCAACAACAAUAUGGAGCCAGUAAAAUAAUCAGGAAGACUUAUAUGGGGAAAGGCAGGCUCCGAAUGGUUAAAGGAUAAAUAGAUUUUUUUUUUUAAAGUUAUCCGGUCUACAACCAAUAAGAUGAAAACCUUUGUGGAAUUUCAGAAAUAAUAUCACAAACUAUAACAGCGUUUCCCAGUUGGCGCGGAUCCACUUUUAAGUUUGACCUAACAUCCUUUUG